This is a messenger RNA of Teleopsis dalmanni, 1529 nucleotides long. Its product is annotated as polycomb protein esc-like. Gene Ontology annotation, cellular component: ESC/E(Z) complex. Lineage: Eukaryota; Metazoa; Arthropoda; Insecta; Diptera; Diopsidae. Bases 104 to 1357 code for a protein of 417 amino acids. Gene Ontology annotation, molecular function: protein binding; nucleosome binding. The transcript has 2 exons. The record is from RefSeq and is a predicted model, not a curated record. Gene Ontology annotation, biological process: negative regulation of transcription by RNA polymerase II.
AUUACUUGGCGCCAUAAAAGCGAGCGUGUCAUGUAGAAAAGAUCGGAGAACAAAAAAAUUGCAAUAUAAGAAUUAUAAUUUUUUAGUUUUGUAAUUUAUUAAAAUGAGUGACACAGAGGAUGUUAAAAUAAUCCUAAAUCAAUUGUCGGUACAUACUGUUCCAUCAAGCGAUGAUGACGAGAUACAUAGUGUCGCCAGCAGCGCAACAUCGCGUAGCAAGUCACCGACCUCCCGUCGAAAGAGGAAAGGUAAAUUGCGAAAGUCUAAGACUGAAAAAGCAAUAUACAAAUUUACGCGUUACAUGCGCGAAGAUCAUGGACAACCACUGUUCGGCGUAAAGUUCAACAAUUAUUUGCCCGAAAAACAAGCAAUAUUUGCAUCAGUUGGCGCCAACAGAAUUUCAAUAUAUGAAUGCCUACAAGAUGAAAAAGGUAGUAUAGAGUUGUUGCUUGUAUUUGCCGAUCCAGAUGUGGAAGAAAAUUAUUAUACAUGUGCUUGGUCAUAUGAUACAUCAACAAAGCAACCGCUUAUAGCGGUUGCAGGAAUGCGUGGUGUUAUACGUGUGAUAGAUAUAUCGAAAGUAUCUAAUCGUCAUUAUAUUGGCCAUGGUCAAGCGGUUAAUGAAUUGAAAUUUCAUCCAAAACUACCACAAUUGCUUGUUUCAGCUAGCAAAGAUCAUUCAUUGCGUUUAUGGAAUAUAGAGACGCAAUUAUGUGUGGCUAUAUUUAGCGGUGUGGAAGGACAUCGUGAUGAGGUACUUUCAGUUGACUUUGAUGCAAAAGGUUAUUGUAUAAUGUCCGCUGGUAUGGAUCAUUCUUUAAAGUUAUGGUCUCUGCAGAAGGAAAAUAUUACUAAGGCAAUUGAUGCGAGUUUAACGUACAAAGAGAAAAAUUCGAGAUUUCCCACUUGGAGAGAGCAUUUUCCGGAUUUUUCAACUAGAGAUGUACAUAGAAACUACGUGGAUUGCGUACAAUGGUUUGGAAAUUUUUUAUUAUCAAAAUCAUGUGAGAACGAAAUAGUUUGCUGGAAGCGAGGAGAUCUAGACGAUACCGUUUUAAAACCAAAUGACACAACUGCAACAGUAUUGCAUCGUUUUCCUAUAAAGGACUGUGAUAUAUGGUUCAUUCGUUUUGAAUUCAAUUUCUCACAUAAAAUGAUGGCUUUGGGGAAUCAGCAAGGAGUGACUUAUGUUUGGGAAAUGGGUGUAGAAGAUCCACAGUCGACAAAAUGUCACAUGUUAGCACAUGCCAGAUGCAACACAGCAAUAAGACAAACAACAUUUUCCAGAAAUGGUAAUGUACUGAUCUGCGUUUGCGAUGACGGCACCAUUUGGCGUUGGGAUCGCAGAAAUGAUUAAUUUUUCACUAAUUUAGAAUUAAGUGCACAAUUGGAUGGAUUUACUGUUUAAUUCGGACUGUGAAGCAGCGCUCACUACUUUUUUAUAUAUACUAUUACUUAAGAUUUUCUUCAUUUAAGUUUUUAAUUUACUUUUUCAAUUUUAUUAUUCACAUUGCAUACAUUUUUUUUUU